This is a messenger RNA of Epinephelus moara (kelp grouper), 1053 nucleotides long. It is a transcript of the gene gnat1, whose product is annotated as guanine nucleotide binding protein (G protein), alpha transducing activity polypeptide 1. The transcript is spliced from 8 exons. NCBI's taxonomy places the organism in Eukaryota, Metazoa, Chordata, Actinopteri, Perciformes, Serranidae. Gene Ontology annotation, molecular function: G-protein beta/gamma-subunit complex binding; GTPase activity; G protein-coupled receptor binding. Gene Ontology annotation, biological process: adenylate cyclase-modulating G protein-coupled receptor signaling pathway. Bases 1 to 1053 code for a protein of 350 amino acids. The record is from RefSeq and is a predicted model, not a curated record. Gene Ontology annotation, cellular component: heterotrimeric G-protein complex.
AUGGGGGCUGGAGCGAGCGCCGAGGAGAAGCACUCCAGAGAGCUGGAGAAGAAGCUGAAGGAGGAUGCCGACAAGGAUGCGAGAACUGUCAAGCUGCUGCUGCUAGGUGCUGGAGAAUCAGGCAAAAGCACUAUCGUCAAACAGAUGAAAAUUAUCCACAAAGAUGGUUACUCACUUGAAGAGUGCUUGGAGUUCAUUGUCAUCAUCUACAGCAACACCCUGCAGUCCAUCAUGGCCAUCGUGAAGGCCAUGAACACACUCAAUAUUAACUACGGCCACUCUGAUCAGCAGGAUGAUGCCCGUAAACUCAUGCAUCUUGCAGACACCAUUGAGGAGGGCAGCAUGCCCAAGGAGAUGUCAGACAUCAUUUUGCGCCUGUGGAAGGACUCUGGCAUCCAGGCGUGCUUUGACAGGGCCUCGGAGUACCAACUCAACGACUCUGCUGGAUACUACUUGAAUGACUUGGAGCGACUGAUCCAACCAGGCUAUGUGCCCACUGAACAGGAUGUGCUGCGAUCAAGAGUGAAGACCACUGGUAUCAUCGAGACCCAGUUUUCCUUCAAAGAUCUCCACUUCAGAAUGUUUGAUGUGGGUGGCCAGAGGUCCGAGAGGAAGAAGUGGAUCCAUUGUUUCGAAGGUGUGACCUGUAUCAUCUUCAUUGCUGCUUUGAGCGCCUACGACAUGGUGCUGGUGGAGGACGAUGAAGUGAACCGAAUGCAUGAGAGUCUGCACUUGUUCAACAGUAUCUGCAACCACCGCUACUUCGCCACCACCUCCAUUGUACUCUUCCUCAACAAGAAAGACGUGUUCCUUGAGAAGAUCAAGAAAGCUCACCUCAGCAUGUGCUUCCCUGAAUAUGAUGGCCCCAACACUUAUGAGGAUGCUGGUAACUACAUCAAAGUACAGUUCUUGGACCUGAACUUGCGCAGAGAUGUCAAAGAAAUCUACUCUCACAUGACCUGCGCCACAGACACAGAGAACGUCAAGUUUGUGUUUGACGCCGUAACCGACAUUAUCAUCAAAGAAAACCUCAAAGAUUGUGGUCUCUUCUAA